AUGGCAGUGGGCGCCGUGGGCUCAGCGACGCGCUUCGUCGGGCGUGUGGGCCGCCCACUGGCGGGCCGUAGGGCCCAGGCGGUGGCGGUCAGGCCGUGUCGCAGGCCGAGAUGCGCGGCCCUGCCGGAUGUCAAGACGAUAAUUGAAACACUUGCAGACGGUGAGAAUUUGUCGAAAGCAGAUGCUCGAGGAGCCUUGGAGGCUGUCAUGGAUAAUGGUGACCCAGCACAGAUAGCUGCUUUUCUUGUCCUACUGCGAGCCAAGGGCGAGACUCCAGAGGAGGUUGCAGGGCUGGCAGAGGCACUGCAAAGCCAAGCUGUGCGGGUGGAAACGCCUUACGAUGUGCUGGACAUCGUGGGCACUGGUGGUGACAACAUCGGAUCCAUCAACAUCUCGACAGGGUCCUGCGUUGUCGCAGCGGCGGCAGGAGCCAAGGUGGCCAAGCAUGGCAACCGGUCAGUUUCCAGCCAAUGCGGAUCAGCUGACGUCCUGGAGGCCAUGGGUGUUGCCAUCGAUUUGCCUCCCAAAGGUGUUGCAGAAUGCAUCGACAAGGCUGGUGUUGGCUUCAUGUUUGCACCUAUCUAUCACCCAGCGAUGAAGGUUGUUGUCCCUGUCAGGAAAAGCCUGCGGAUUCGGACAGUAUUUAAUAUUCUUGGCCCGAUGCUGAAUCCUGCGAGAGCAUCUUAUGGACUGGUGGGCGUCUUCACCCCCAAGCUGAUGAGCUUGAUGGCUGAGGCACUUCAGCGGCUCGGCACGAAGAAGUCUCUGGUGGUGCACUCCAUGGGCCUCGACGAGCUUACCCCGAUGGGUCCUGCGGAUGUGGUCGAGGUCACGCCCUUGGGGACGCGGUCAUACACCCUGCAGCCCUCAGACGUGGGCAUACCUCCAUGCGAGGUGCAAGACCUGAAGGGGGGCAACAAGCAGCAGAACGCGCAAAUGCUGCAGGACGUCUUCGGUGGAGCGCCUGGGCCCAAGGCCGACGCGCUGUGUCUGAAUGCGGGGUACGCCUUGGCAGCCUGCGGUGUGGCGGCAGAUCCAAAGGAGGGAGUGGCGAUGUCCCGGGAGGCUCUGCGGCAGGGGAGGGCGGCCAAUGUGCUGCAGAAAUGGGUGGAAGUCAGCCAGGAGCAGAGAGCUGCCCAUUCUGAGAUUCUCCAAACUACCAUAAAUACGGCUACGGCGGAUGCCAUCCGGGCAUCGGACCGAUACCCGAUACCAUCGGAGGAUUGCACCAGCAUCCUGGAAAUACGCUGGGACCCACAAAAGUAUCCGAAGGACGAUACGGACACCAACAACUACCAGACGUCCACCGCAUGGCAGCCCGAUCGCGAUCUCGGCGCACGGGCCUCUGCCCAGGCUUCCGCACCGGACCCGCGGCGGCCUCUCUGGCGGCUGUUUGCGCCGGUCGCUGGCAUCCUCGGGAGCACCUCCAUCCAAGCUGAGGGAAACAUGAUGUCGCAUGAGGAAGAUCCGCUUGCGGUCCUGGCGUCGCCGGUGUCGUUUCAGCGGUUCCUGGAUGUUAUGAAGAACGACGCCGCAAGGGACCUUGUCCGUAAAAUCAAUCGGUUUCUGCACGAGUUCAGCGAAGCACGGCAGGAUCCCCACAGGGACAGCGCAGCAUUGCAGCGCUUUCUGUCGAAAAUGGAGCCGGACUUCAGGAAAAACCGCCUGUGGCGCAAUCAACCGCACGAAGAACUCAACACGGCUAUGGAGGCAGGUGGUGAUGGGUAG
This is a messenger RNA of Ostreobium quekettii, 1728 nucleotides long. Lineage: Eukaryota; Viridiplantae; Chlorophyta; Ulvophyceae; Bryopsidales; Ostreobiaceae. The record is from the annotation of a GenBank genome assembly.